AUGAAGGCUCUACGUGCCAAGACCGGGAACGAGCUCAUUCACUUACAUGCUGUCCAGGCCGGUGUGCCAGACUUUAGCGAGGCCAUUGUGAAGGCAUCCACCUACUUGCCGGCCAGCAUGGUGGCCACCGGUUGCAAAUACGAGAAGACCAGGCUUUUGGUCUUCAAGCCGGACAACUACGAGAACUUCCGGGCGAUGGAGUUCGUGGACCUCUCGGAGGAGGACCUGGACUAUUGGAACAACGACCUGCACCACGGCGAUUUGACCCUUCACUCCAACCUCGAACGAGUUGUACCUCACAACCUUGGUCCUCAGCGUCUGAGAACGAAAGCAUUGUCCACAUUGCCCUCGACGGACACCAUGUUCUUCCCCUUCGGAACCUACAAGUUGGCGCGGAGCCCAGCUGGCACGCCUCAGCGAUGCCAAAGCUUGAACAAGACUCGCUCGGUGGGCGACCUCCGCCAGGCGGCCCAGGCUCAAAGCAGCGCUGGCAAAGGAAGCCGCAGCCCAGGUCCCACUCCCUUGGUGACUGAAGACAUGAUUGAUUCCUUUGCAGAAAGAUCUCCAAAGCGUCAACUGCUUCGUCGCACCUCCAUAGCCCUGCUCUUGCUCCUCAGUGCCUUGCAGCGGCGCCACGGUGGCCCUUGGCCCUCCUCCCUGGCAGCACCGGUGACCGAUGCAGAGCUGCUCAGCACGGCGGAGCAGCGGCACGUGCAGAGGGUGGUGUGGCGGAAGUCGAUGGCCGCUAUCGCGGAGGGGAAGAUGCGGCCGGGGAAGGAGUUGGAAUCUUUGGAGCUGAUCUCAGCCUUGGACCUGGGGACGAUCCCGUGGAGCCACGUGCCACGACGUUUGAAGGAUCGUUUGGCCUUGCCCUUGGGCGACCGCGGCAUCGACUCCUUGGCCUUGAACCUCACGGUGGCGGUGCAAGCCAAGGACUACACCAAUGGCCUGGUGCCUUUGAAUCGGCUGGCGACUUUCUUCUUCCUCUCCAAAGCCUCGCCGUUGAAACGCUUCGUCCAGCAGUUGGUGGUCGCCACCACUGCGGGCACACGACUGCCGGAGGACUGGCUGCGCUGGAGUGGCGCGCAGCACAGGAAGUAUCGGGCGGAGGAGUUGGAGAAGUGGAGGCGCAAAGCGCUGAAGCAGAAACCUCCCGAGGAGCCGUCGAGAUCAUUGAAGAUCAAAUGUGAGCGUUGGCCACAUCAGAUUGAAUGCUUAAAGCGCUGCAGAGCUUUUCUGGAUGAUAAGACCAAGCGAGACUUCUUCGUGCAGAUCGCCACGGGUGGUGGAAAGAGUCUUGUGAUGACAGACCUGUUGGCUGACUUGGGUGAUGGAAAGCGGGCAUGUGUGAUUGUGCCAAAGCUGGAUCUCAUGGAACAGUUCGCACAGAUAUUGGAGAAGAGACUCCCAGAUCGUCAGGUGUCCCGGGUAGGCACCGGAUUUCCGGCAAACCUGUCAGCAGAGGUUUUCCUGUGCGUUCGCAACUCGGCCUGGCAGCUGGAGAAUCUGACCCUUGACUUGCUACUGCUUGAUGAGGCUCACCACUAUGAACCUUUGUCAGGAAAUCCUGAUUCGCCAGCAGAAGAUGCCAACCUCACCGGUGGAAUCCAUGCCCGGCGCGUUCUGUCUCUCCAUACGCCCAAGCGCAUCUACUUCAGCGCGACGCUGCGGAAUGAGCCGGACUUCGACUUCGGCCUGCGGGCGACGAUCGAAGCUGGGGUGAUCGAGGAUUACACGGUGAUGGUACCCGUGCUGACUGAAGGAGAUCCUCGACCUAGUUUGGUAGAACUGAUUAAGGACAUGCCUUUGGCGAGGAAGAUCCUUGCCUUUUGCAACACCGUCCAUGAGGCUCUAGAAUUUACCGCCCUGUUGUCCCAUGCUGGCAUUGCCGUUGCCCACUACAAUGCACACACAGCGGCAUCAGAGCGGCAAGAAAUUUUGAAUAGCUUCCAGCGCAGAGAAGCCUCUGGUGGAAUCCGGGUUCUGGUGACGGUUGACGUCUUGAGCGAAGGGGUGGAUCUCCCGGCUGCGGACACGUGUUUGUUUGUGGCGCCACGCAGGGGCAUCAGACUGCAGCAGUGUGUGGGAAGAGUGCUGCGGAAACAUCCAAACAAAGUGGAUGCCUUGGUGAUUGCUCCUCCCAUGGUGCAAUGUGCCAACAGCACCAUGUUGGAAGAUGCAGAGCUGAGUCGCUUACUGAGCGACCUUGCGAGUGCAGAUCCGGUGUUUCAGGAGUCCUUGCAAGGGACAGCAGGGACACCCAAUGGACGGGUCGAUGUGUUGGCGGCAUCGGACAUGCAGCCCAUGCAGGUGCAGGGUAUGUUGGAGGCCGCGGCUGAGAUCUUGCGAGUACAUGUGUUUCCCAAGGUUUUGGCAGGCUGUGAUCAGCAGUGGCGUUGGCAGCAGGGAGUCCAAGAGCUUCGAGCCUUUAAGGACGCGCAUGGUCAUGCAAGGGUGCCAUCGAGGCAUGUUGCGGCAAGCGGGUUCAAGCUCGGACACUGGGCAAAUACCCAGCGCAAAGCCAAAUCCACGCGGAAUCUCACUGAAAAGCAGGUGAAGCUGCUUGAAGAGCUGGGCUUUGUUUGGAGUUUGCUAGACUGGAAAAGACGGAGGGAACAUGCGUUGCGAAGAUUGGCAACCUACAAAUCUGAGCAUGGAGAUGUGAAUGUACCCUGGGCUUAUGCGACGGAUGAGGGGUUCAAGCUUGGAAUUUGGGUGGCCAGUCAGCGCGCAAAGAAGUCUAAAGGGAAGCUUCCUGAAGAGCAAGAGAAGCAGCUUGAAGAACUGGGCUUUGUUUGGAGUGUGUUUGAUGAGACGUGGAAGCACACGUUGGAAAGACUGGCGACCUACAAAUCUGAGCAUGGAGAUGUGAAUGUGCGCUCAGCAUAUGUGACAGAUGACGGUUUCAAACUUGGAUUUUGGGUGGCCAGUCAGCGGAGAAAGAAGUCUAAAGGGAAGCUUCCUGAAGAGCAAGCGAAGCAGCUUGAAGAACUGGGCUUUGUUUGGAAUGUGCUUGGUGAGCAGAGGGAACGCGCGUUGCGAAGAUUGGCAAAUUACAAUCUUGAACAUGGUGAUGUGAAUGUGCCCUGGGCGUAUGUGACGGAUGACGGCUUCAAGCUAGGAGUUUGGGUGGCCGGUCAGCGCAGAAGCAAGUCCAAAGGACAACUUGCCGAGGAGCACGUGAAGCAGCUUGAAGAACUGGGCCUUGUUUAG
Molecule: messenger RNA, 3213 nt
Organism: Durusdinium trenchii
Lineage: Eukaryota; Dinophyceae; Suessiales; Symbiodiniaceae
Source: the annotation of a GenBank genome assembly